Seriola aureovittata is the source of this 2659-nucleotide messenger RNA. RefSeq lists its product as uncharacterized. The record is from RefSeq and is a predicted model, not a curated record. The transcript is spliced from 12 exons. The coding region runs from base 583 to 1980 and encodes 465 amino acids. Lineage: Eukaryota; Metazoa; Chordata; Actinopteri; Carangiformes; Carangidae.
UUUACAAGACAAGGUGUUACAAUAAGCCCUCUGAGCAGCACUACGUCCUCAGGGCGGAUUGGAGGCUACAGUGAGUCGCUAUUGGAAAGUCGGGGCUAGCUGGUUAGCAUGCUAACUUCAGAAGAAGAAAAGAUGUGAUAGAGACAAGAGUUACCACUUCCGUUGCCUUCCACCUCUGGAAACAGCUGUUGGAGCCUGUUGAGCGCAUCACGGUUUUGACUGCGGGCUGAGAAACACCUUUGUUUUCAUCUUAAUCGGUAAAAGAUACGUGCAAAUCUUACACCACUGCAGACUGGCGAUCAAGCAGGCAACAACGGAGACCUCUGGAUGUCUAAAUCUACUUUUUUUUUUUUAUUUAUCAAAUAAUCCCGCCUUUACCAGCCGAAAUGGAAAAUUCAAGACACUUUUCCUCAGUAUGUACGUCUGCAUGAGGACGGCUGCUGCUGACAGGAUUUUCAGAAUAAACUGAUGCCUGACCUUAAAAGAAGUCAGUUGGACAAUCAAUAAUUUAAGGCAUUAAAUAGUUUCUCCACCAGGAUCAGGGAGACGUAUCUGAGCCAAAACCAGCAGAACUGAGACUAUAUGUUUGUGAUGGACCACAAUCCUCAGCAUCCUCGACGGAAAAUAUUGAAAUGGUCGGUGAGCACCAUAUUCAUCGUCAGCAGCCUCACUGUCACCCUGCAUCUCAGAUUCAGUACGGACCGGACCGUUCAAAACAAGAUGCUGUCCUACCAACCAAAGCGUCAGACUCCACAAUGUCAUCCAGGACAUAUGGCUCCCCAGAGAGAGAAGGAAUCCAUCGUUGCAGUCGACGGGAUGAAGACGUUUCUGGUAUCAGCUUAUCGGGAGCAUCGUAUGAAACAAAAGGAGGUUCAUGUUCUUGCAGUGGUGCUGAGGAGCGAGACACAAAGCUACCGUUGCCACCUCCGUUGUCAGGACCAACUGCACAUCUCUGAAGGUGUUGGUAAAAUCCAUACUGAUCACUUCAACUUUGCAUAUGGUACAGCAGAGAUCGAGUGUCCUAUCCCCUCAGGCUGUGAGACCCUGUCCCAUGUCGCUGUGACCUCUUCCGCAGCCAAUUCUGAAGAUAAACAUGACCAAGAAUUUCUAGAGGUGAAGAACCAGGAGGCGAAAACUGACUCUUUUCCUUACAACUUCACCGUCUGCAUCUCCACCAUGUUCGAUUUCACCAACGUGCUGCAGCUGGUCCAGAGUUUGGAAAUGCUGCAGUUACUGGGGGUGAACAGAGUUGUCGUCUAUAAGACCAGCUGCAGCCCUGAAACACAGCACAUACUGGACUACUACACUCAGAAAGGUUUCGUGGAGGUGAUUCCUUGGUCUAUCUCCAGAUUUGUGAAUGUAUCGCGAGACUGGUUGCCUGAACAUGGUCCAGGUGACCUCCAUUACUUUGGCCAGAUUCCUGCUCUCUGUGACUGUACCUACAGAUACAUGUACCAAUCCAAAUACGUGGCCCUGCACGACAUUGACGAGCUCAUACUGCCCCAGUCAGUCAACAGUUGGUUGGAGUUGUUGCCACUGCUGGAGAACAAAUAUGAGGCUGACCGCUGUUACAUGUUUGAAAAUAACGUGUUCCCCAACAACAACACACAACCUCCACCAGACUCCCAAAUUCAACCCCCACAGAGCUGGCAGGAUGUGUCCGGGGUCAACAUCUUGGAUCACCUGUACUGUGAACCCAUCAUUAAAGCCACUCACUACAGCAACUACAAGAUCAUUGUCAACCCCCGUGUCGUGUUCACACCGACCGUCCACGGGCUAAUAGAAUCAAAGCACGGCUGCGAGUGGGUCGACAGGAAUAUAGCACGAAUGUACCACACAAGAGCUGCGAAACAACCCGAUCUGAAGCCAGACCAGCUCAUCUAUGAUGGCAGACUGCUGAACUACAGCACCCACCUCACACCAGCUGUCAAUACUGUGCUCAGAGAGAGUGGACUUCUACCAGAGGGCAGCAUACAGUAGCCUCAGUUUGUGUGUGAGUGUGUGCGUGCGUGUGCCUUGUCUAUUCAACUAAUGGAGAGGAUUGAUUCCACAGAGCUUUAUAUUUGAAUCGUUUAAUGGAUGUACGCGGAUCAAAGUGAAAGUGAGUGAGUGAGGAUUCACACAUUGAGGCUGACAACAUGUUGCUUUGUUGAUUCCCACUUUAUUUUCAUGGUAACACGUUGGCUGAGAAAGUUCAAUUCACUUCAGCUUUAGAGGGGCAUCUUACAGGAAGAUUACAGGAAAUUUGCUUUUUUUAAUACUGUUCAAUACUUUUCUUGGGUGAAUGAUUGAAUAGUGAUUAAUUCUAAUUAGAAUGAUUCAAGGAGAAAGUCUUCAAAUGUGUUUUCUAUCUCUUGCAAAUAUACCACCUCAGUUUCAGAGUUAAAUUAACUUUCAAAUUACACAAACUUAUAAAGUAUAUGAAUUAAAUCUGAUGUACAAUGUAUAUGUCAGGGUAAUAUGUUUACAAAGAAGGAAAUUAAACUAUUGCAGAUUUUUUUUUUUUUUAAUAUUUUAAUUGAAUUUUGCUUUGUAAGUUAUUGUGGCGCAUCAUUGUCUGAAGCAAAUCCUUGUAUGAUAAAUACUGGUUUUGGAGCUGUAGACAGUUGUAUUUUACACAGUCUGUGUUUAAUAAAAGAAUUCUGAUUUGCACUUUAAA